AUGACGUCGAAAGACACGUGGGCCGUCUUGAAGAAAGGCAUGUUCGUCCGCGACGCCAGCAAAUUCCGCAACUGGAUCGAACCGAGCACGGACGCUGAGUUCCCUGCCGCACCCGACCGAUACCAUCUCUAUGUAUCCCUUGCUUGUCCUUGGGCCCACCGCUGCCUUGCCACACUUUAUGUAAAAGGGCUGCAGGACAUUAUCGGGCUCUCGGUGGUGCACCCCGUCUUCCAGCGCACGCGCGUGCACGAUCCCACCGACCAGCACACGGGUUGGGCUUUUGUGGACCCCAAGACGACCCCGUCGCUACCUGGUCCGUCGGGUCUCGGCCACUACUCGUCCGAAGGUGCCAUCCCCGACACGGUGAACAGUGCGCAAUAUGUGCGUGACUUGUACGAAAUGUGCUCGGAGGGCAACACGCGCUACACGGUGCCCGUGCUGUGGGACAAGGUCAAGCACACGAUCGUCUCGAACGAGUCUGCCGACAUUAUCCGCAUGCUGAACUCGUCGUUCGACGCUAUUGUGCCGUCUGACGUGGAUUUGUUCCCGCUGGAAGUGCGUGACGACAUUAACGCGAUCAACGAGUGGAUCUACAAUGACAUUAACAAUGGCGUGUACAAGUGCGGCUUUUCAGCGACACAAAGUGCCUACGACGAUGCGGUGGCCAAUCUCUUCAGGAGCCUCGACCGUGUCGAAGCGAUCCUUGCCAACCAGCGCUUCCUGGUGGGUCAAACGUUCACCGAAGCAGACUUGCGUCUGUUCACGACCCUCAUUCGCUUUGACGAAGUCUACUAUGUGCACUUCAAGACGAACAAGAAGAUGAUUGCGGAGUACCCGAACCUACUCAAUUACACGCGGGAAAUUUACCAAUUUCCGCCCGUGACCAAGUCGGUUUCGAUGCAGCACAUUAAGUUCCAUUACUAUGGUUCACACACGCACCUGAACGCUUUCGGCAUUGUUCCUGCUGGACCAAAUGUCGACUAUAGUGUUAAGCACGACCGGAACCGCUUUACAGGCGCCACACUUCCCGAGUUUCCAGCGACCAGCAAAUAG
Peronospora matthiolae is the source of this 1053-nucleotide messenger RNA. The record is from the annotation of a GenBank genome assembly. NCBI's taxonomy places the organism in Eukaryota, Oomycota, Peronosporomycetes, Peronosporales, Peronosporaceae.